CAACUGCCUGUCUUUGCCGCUGUGAUUGGAUACAGUACAGGGAGCAGCCAGUGUUGUAGCUCCGCCCUUCUGCCGCUAGGUGUCACUGGAUCGGGAGGAAAGAAUGGCCGCUAUGUUUACGUGUUGUUUCGGCUGCUGCGGAGAGGGCGGUUCGGGGCAUAUACCCCUGAAGGAGAUGCCCACUGUUCAGUUAAACACUCAUCACAUGGGCACAGACGUCGUCAUCGUAAAGAGCGGCCGGAGAAUAUGCGGGACUGGAGGCUGCCUUGCCAAUGCUCCUCUGCACCAGAACAAAAGCUACUUUGAAUUUAAGAUCCAGUCCAGCGGUGUGUGGGGAAUUGGAGUGGCCACUCAGAAAGUCAAUCUUAACCAAGUGCCUUUGGGCAGAGACACAAACAGCCUAGUCCUGCGGCAUGAUGGCUCGGUGUACCACAACAACGAAGAGAAGAAUCGUUUGCCUGCAAACAGCCUUCCUCAGGAGGGCGACAUCGUGGGCAUCACGUAUGACCACGUGGAGAUGAACCUGUAUCUUAAUGGAAAGAACAUGCAUUGUCCUGCCUCAGGGAUCCGGGGCACUGUUUACCCCGUUGUUUAUGUGGACGACAGCGCCAUCUUAGACUGCCAGUUUAGCGACUUCUAUCACACUCCUCCGCAAGGAUAUGAGAAGAUCCUCUUUGAACAACAGAUCUUCUAAACGAGCGCCUUGGCCUCUCUCUGUGUUGCUGCCCUCCUCUAAAUCCUACAGCACCAUCUGUGACACUACAGUUUGACUUUGAUUGGCUAUUAUUUUGAUGUGUAACUUGACUGCAUCUCAUGUCGUUUGUGUUGAUUAUCUUGGCUUUUCCUGCUGCUUCGGAUUGUUCUUGUGUAUUAAAGAAGUGGGGAUGUCUGAUAUUACUCUGCUGUUGUGGGCUGCUGCAGUCUGUGCAGGUAGGAAUAAAAAUAAUCGCCUCGUUUCACUGGUAAUCGAGCUACGUAAA
Messenger RNA from Poecilia latipinna (sailfin molly), 980 nucleotides. RefSeq names its product SPRY domain containing 7b (gene spryd7b). Gene Ontology annotation, molecular function: protein binding. The record is from RefSeq and is a predicted model, not a curated record. NCBI's taxonomy places the organism in Eukaryota, Metazoa, Chordata, Actinopteri, Cyprinodontiformes, Poeciliidae. Bases 104 to 694 code for a protein of 196 amino acids. The transcript is spliced from 6 exons.